AAUUUCUAACUCGUAAAUCUUACAAAAUAUAGUUAAUUAUCUACCACACUAUUGCGUAUCAUUUUGACGAUUCCCAUCAUCAACAUAAUCACGAAAACUUGUCUGUGUGCUAAUGGAGACUUGAACGUCAAGUUCACCAAGCACAAGUUGUCUCAACAGUAUCUCCGUAGUGGAUAACAUCGUUCGGUUGAUUUUCAGUUUGUGUUAAAACUCCAAUUCAAAUGUGUUUAGUUCUUAGAAUAUUAUUCUGUGUUAAUUUUUUAAUUGUUGGUCGAUGUCAAGAAUGGGUAGUAGAUGACGAAGGGUGCCGAACACCAAAUGGAGAUGUAGGUGACUGUAUUCCAGUGCGACAGUGUCGACCAAUGAUUGAAGCUAUAAAAUCAUUGAAUAGGCCAUUGUCCCAACAUGUUACCCAGCAGUUAAACAGUUAUUCUUGUAGUUUUAGUAAUAAUGUGGCUCACAUCUGCUGUCCACAGGGUCCAAUUAUAAUACAAGAAGGAGAAAAUGAGAGUCCUCCUGACGUGUCAAAUCACCGAAAUUUACGGUUACUUCCAACUAAUUGUGGUUAUCUUGAUCCGGGUAAGGAUCGUAUAAGGAAUGGAAAAAAUGCAGAAAUCAACGAAUUUCCUUGGAUGGCUUUACUAAGCUAUAGAACAAGAAGAGGUCCGGAAUUUAAAUGUGGAGGAACAAUUAUUAAUGACAGAUAUAUUUUGACUGCAGCGCAUUGUAUAAAAAAUUUGGAAAGUCCGUUGUUAGGUGUGAGAGUUGGAGAGUAUGAUAUUAAAAAAAAGCAGGACUGUGCAAAACUGCCAAACGGGUCAACGAUAUGUACGCCUGGUUAUCAAGAUUUGGCAAUUGAAGAAAUUAAUCCACAUUCACAAUUUAACGCUUCUGUAAUAUCCAACGAUAUCGGUUUGAUAAGAGUAUCAAAAAUGAACUUGAAACUUGAAAAUACCAGACCAGUCUGUCUACCAACAGAUGAUCUUCGGAAUGAAAACUUUAAAAAUGUCAUCAUUACAGGUUGGGGCAUCACGAACGUAUUAACAGGAGAAUCCAGUUCAAUUCUUCAAAAAGUUAAUCUACCAGUAGUUGAGCUUGACCAAUGUAAAAAUGUCUAUAAGAAUCAGUCUAACGUACAUUUAACAUUUAAACAAGUAUGCGCUGGUGGCAAAAACAACAAGGAUUCUUGCCAAGGUGAUAGUGGGGGACCUCUUCAUCAAGCAGCAUUUGUUGAUGGCCUGCCUAAAUACAUUCAACAGGGCGUUGUGUCUUUUGGUCCCAGAGAGUGCGGUUUGGAAGGUUAUCCUGGUGUUUAUACCAGAGUAGCCUAUUACAUGGAUUGGAUUUUGGAUACAAUUAGGCCUUAGAUUUUUAAUUAUUGAGACUUUUAGUUGUUUCAAACUGAUCAACUGUCAAAAAUGUAACGAUAAGCAGCUAAAAAUGUGUAUUUACAGCUGUGAGAAUAACGGUGAUUGAGCUGUAAUAAUCUAUAGUUUCGCAAUUUUCCAACAGAUUUGGUAACUUCCAACAACAAAAUGGCGUUCAAAUGUGAUACAUUUGAGAUACUACACAAUAUAUUAUAUUUAAGAUAUUCCAAACGCGCUGAGAAAAAGGAAAAUGUAAUGUUCCAAUUUUUUCAAUUAAUAUAUAGUGUCCUGUGAGAUACUUAUAAUAUUGAUGACAAAAAUUUUCAAUAACCAUUUUUAAUGUCUUCUACAGUGAACCUGGUUAAAUAGGUAUGGAUUUCAUUAUUGCCAAAACUGAAAUUUUUCAUUAUAAAUGGACAUCUUUUAAGUGUCAAAUAUGAUUGCAUCUUGAGAGAUGUGGCGACGGUUUAAAUUAUUUUCAAAACUUCUCGUUAAAGUUAUAUGAUUUUAUUACAUGUCAUCUGUUGGACUAGGUAUGAAAUAAAGAAAAUAAAAUCAUUACUAUUAAUCAACUAUGAAGUUUCUAGACAGUGUCUUGCUUUUCCAAUUGAUAUCUAAUGAAAUAAGGGAUCUCAUACUGUUCCAUGAUAUUCUUCCUGUUUUUCCGACUAUUGGAUUUGUCGUAAUACUUUGAGUUAGUUGAUUUCUAUGUAUUUUGAAAUUUAACUAGGAAGCUUAACUAUAACUAUAAUUUAUAUUUAUAAAUCGGUGAUUAUAUCUUUAUUAACAUUCACUCUCUAACCUCAAUUUUUUUUUUCAAAAUCUACUUAUUUCAAUUUAUCCUUGUCUUUUCCUGUAGGUGUUUUGCCUCCAUAUUAUUUUGUAUGCCUGGGCAAUUAACUAUUAUCCUAUACUCCUAUAUUAUGAAAAGAGAUGUUAAUAUCACAUAUACGAGUACCUACACAUUGCGUUUCAUGAUUUUUCAUCGUCCAGUCCUUCAACAAUUGCUGAAGUUUUUUCACGAGAUAUUAUUGAAAAUUUUUAUGACAAAAUAGGUAUUGCAUAGGCUUAUAACUUUGGAGCCAUACAUAUUGGAAAUGAUUUAAUUUACUUAUUAGUUAAAGUUUGAAAUAUAACCAAUUAACAAGUUUGCGAGUAUUUUUGACGUGUACUGACUGUAUAUAAAGAAAUUCAAAUUGUGAGAUAUUCAGCACAUUCAAUAUUUAAUUGAUUUUGAACUAGACCAGAAAAGCAAAACGAUCGUCUUAAAAACUAGAAAUAUAGCAGGAUUUAUAUUGUACCAUUCAUAGCUUUGGUUGAUUCUGAUAUUUGAAGGUUAAUUUGUAUAAUCUCAUCCAAAGCCCGAACAGUUAUAGGUUGAGAGCUCAAUUUCAUCUGAAUUACAGGAAAUAUUGAAUUACAAUCAACAAAAUCAAUAGUAAGUAAAUCAGCUACAUUAAAGGCAUCUAAAAUCAUUCGACUUCAAGUACUACUAUUAGAAGGAUCUAAAUUUUAUUGACAAUAUUCUAAUAUAAUUUGAAAUGUUGGUUGUGUUUUGUUUCAUAAAUCACUACUUUCUCUGAUAUGUGCUAAAUACAAUAUUUUUAAGGAUUAUCAUUAUGAUUUACACUAUUAUCGGUCCCAAUAAGUUGUUUAAUAUGUAUAUCUACUAGGAAGUUUAGUUAACAUAUGUAGAGUUUCAUAUGUCAAAUGUGAUGUACAGUGCUCUCCCAUGAAAAUGUAUAAAUCUAUUGUCAGUUCCUAUAUAAGUUACUUUAAGUCACUAAUCUUUGGGUGCAUCUGUUUGAGAACCUGUCCACAAACCUUCCAGUGCAACUCUUCGACUUCUGCCCAUAGUUUUGCAACUGUAUAUCAAACAUUCACCCAUUUAAUUUGCGAAAUUCGGCUAUUCAAUGAGGCAGUGUAUAUUUAUUUCCUAUUUUGCUUAUCAUAAUACAUUAAUACAUUUCGUCCACAACAUACACUUUAAAUCUGUUUUUAGGCAUCUUAAAAUUGAAAAAAGUUAGGGACUGGUAUAUUUCUCAUAUUAAGGGAAUCCAGUUUGAAUAAUAAUAUUGCUUUAUCUAUUACUGUAAUAGCACCUUUAGAUCUAAUAUUUGCUGAAACUUUUGUUUAAAAACAUUACUGAUUACCUACGCUGUAUUUUUACAAACGUAUUUCAUAUUUUGUUUAUCUGGAUAUAUUCAAUUAUUACUCUAGAAAACGAUAUUAAUAAAGUUAAAUGAACGAAUAUUAUUAUGAAGAACUAGUGAAUGGUACCAAAUUUAUUUCAUGUACACAUACAAUAAGUCAAAGAUAUCCAAAUUUGAAAUAACUUCAAGACGUUCAAGACGAUCUAUUUCGGAAAGUGAUCUGAUUCUCAUAAAUUUUUUAAAUCUGAAAAAGCCUGCUAUAUGACCAACUUCUCACUAGAAAUUAAAGUUAGUCGUUAGGACAUCUAAAAAUGGCGAAAAUAUCGUUGCCACCGUGAAAAAGUUAUAAUAAUGAUAUUAAAAUGUUUUUUUAAAUAAAGACUGUAAUGUAUCUAAAUAACUAUAUAAAAUUUUUCAAUAAAAUCUAUGAUAAGUCGAA
Diorhabda sublineata is the source of this 3959-nucleotide messenger RNA. RefSeq names its product phenoloxidase-activating factor 3-like. Bases 222 to 1367 code for a protein of 381 amino acids. Gene Ontology annotation, biological process: proteolysis. Gene Ontology annotation, molecular function: serine-type endopeptidase activity. Lineage: Eukaryota; Metazoa; Arthropoda; Insecta; Coleoptera; Chrysomelidae. The record is from RefSeq and is a predicted model, not a curated record. The transcript is spliced from 7 exons.